AUGGACGACGAAACAGCAGAAAUUGAAUUGCUCGAGCAAAAUCUCAACAAGACGCGGCAAAUAUCGCAACGGAUGACUUCGAUCUUGUCCAGUUUCGAUGCACGCCUCGUCAAGCUCGAGAAGUCCAUUCUGCCGUUAUACAACUCGUCUCAAAUUCUGACGCGAAGAGCUAAGAAUAUCGAAAGUGCCUUGAACAAGAUCGACGAAAUUCAUGCCUACCAGGAGGGUAUUGCUGCAGAGGAGGCACUGGUUCUUCGCGGUCCACAGCCGGGUCAGCUGCAAGCAUACAUCGAGAUCGUUACCCGCAUGAACCAGACCAUUGCAUUCGGCAGUAUGGACCUUGGAGCCGGCGAGACCGCCCGCCUCGUCGAGACUGGUGCAAAGAAGCUCAUGCAACUGUAUACGAAGCUCGUCGCCGAGGCGUCAUCUGGCACGCCCAUCAACGGUCCUGACUUCGAACCUAUGCCCUUUCCACCUGACAUCCUCGGGACCCUCCAUUCUCUUGUAGCCUUUUUACGCACGCUUCCUUUACCACCGACGCAUCCAACCCACCCUGCCGCACCGGCGAUCCAGGCUGCAUUGAAGGAGGCACAGAAAGGAUACGGAGAUAUGCGUGGCGCAUGGGGAAAGAAAUGCUUGGAAGUCUACGGGAAACGGGUGGUGGAGCGUGCAGGGACCAUCGAUGGUGUUGCAACCGCGCGGGAGUUUGCGAAGUAUAUUGACAACAUCAUGAGCAUCGCAGAUGCCGAAUACGCUUUACUUCUCACUCUCGCCCCUCUUACAGCUCCUGCCUCAAUAAACAGCACCUAUACGACCCUCCUGAACCCGCUCUGUUCCCUGUUCUCCUCCACUCUCUCCUCCCUCAGCUCGCUGAUCAAACGCGAUCUCACCAAGAACACACCCAUGGCACUGUCACUCUACUCCUGUCUGAAUGCAGUGCAGGAGCAGUGGGAGGAGACGAUGGUCCGCCGAGCCGGCCGACGCGAGAACGAGCUGAAGGACGGCAUGCAGGCCAUGAAGGCCACCUGCCAGCGGAGUUUCCCUGAGUUGUUGGCGGAUAUCAAGUUGGCGGCAGGCAGCAGUCGCGGAGAGCUCAGCACCGGUAUCAUUGAUACCACCAUGUCGACGGUCGAGUACAUCGAGCGCCUGCCCGACGUACGGGAACCUGUGUGCGCUAUGCUGCUCAGUCUCGGUGAUGGCAACUGGAAGAUGGGCGAGGGCGCUCAAGUUGCGAAGACUGCACGACAAGACAUCGACGAGAACACGAUUCUUCAGCACUUUACAUUCGACCUCGUCAAUAUGACGCUGAACACGCUGCAGGCACUUGCCAACUCCAACCGACGGCCCGCCUUCGGGUCCAUCUUCCUCCUCAACAACGUCUCUUACCUCAUCACACGCCUCCUCACGCGGCCAUCUUCGCCAACAUCCCCCGGCCUACUCUCGAAACCCGCUCAGGACAUCCUCAAGUCGAACUUCCGCACCGCCAAGGCGGCGUACUUCGACUCGAACUUCAGCCCAAUGCUGCAGACGCUCACCGACGACGGGAACAAGAGCAAGAGUGCGAUCAAGGAGAAGUUCACGCGUUUCUUCGAUCUGUUCGAUGAGACCACGGAGCGCCACCAGCUGGCGAGGGUGCUGCAUGACGAUGAGGAGGCGCGCGCGCAGGUCAGCGAGGAGGCGGUCAAGCUAGUCGUGCCGUCGCUGCAGAAGUUCAUACAGAAGAACCUCGGGAAGGAGUUCAGUAAAAGUGAGUUCACAGAUAUCAAGAUGUCAGCUGAAGAAGUGGAGGCACUCAUCAAGAGCUUUUAUCUGGAUGGCAUGCCUCCACCAGCAGAACGCGAGACGAAUAAUCUGCUUAUCCAAGCAGGCUGGAGCCGCUAA
Messenger RNA from Fomitopsis serialis, 1881 nucleotides. Its product is annotated as Cullin repeat-like-containing domain protein. Gene Ontology annotation, biological process: exocytosis. The transcript is spliced from 11 exons. Gene Ontology annotation, molecular function: phosphatidylinositol-4,5-bisphosphate binding. The coding region runs from base 1 to 1881 and encodes 626 amino acids. Gene Ontology annotation, cellular component: exocyst. NCBI's taxonomy places the organism in Eukaryota, Fungi, Basidiomycota, Agaricomycetes, Polyporales, Fomitopsidaceae. The record is from RefSeq and is a predicted model, not a curated record.